Molecule: messenger RNA, 2435 nt
Organism: Phasianus colchicus (ring-necked pheasant)
Lineage: Eukaryota; Metazoa; Chordata; Aves; Galliformes; Phasianidae
Product: GTP-binding protein Rhes-like
Molecular function (GO): GTP binding; GTPase activity
Source: RefSeq, a predicted model, not a curated record
UGUCCUGUCUUUUCAACGGGUGCCCUCUGGACUUCCAUCUUUCAGAAACCAGCUUCAUGAUUAAUGACUCUACCUUGAAAAGAAGUGAUCACUGAGACCAUGCACUCAACCCAUGUGCUGAUGAACCACCCUCAUCCUCCCAGCACAAUGAACAUAGGAUCAUGGAACCACAGCAUGGUUGGGUUGGGUUGGUUGGAAGGGACCUCAAAACCCACCUAGUGCCACCCCUGCUGUGGGUUGGCUGCCCCCACCUCAGGUUGUCCAGCACCCACCCUUGGCCUCAAGCACCUCCAGGGAUGGGGCACCCAUUGGGCACACACACCGAGCACCCUCUCCUCCACCGUUUGCCCAGGACAGCUGUGAGCUUUGACAACCAUUUCCCAGUGCUGAAGCUCUGCAGCUCUGUGCCCAUUGCCCUGGCACUGCUCCAGCUCUGACCCAGUUUUUCCGUGCCGCUGCCUAAGAACGUGGCCCACAUCCAAACUUUCUCUCCACAGCCGAUGCCAGGGACACUCAGCACUGCCCAUGGUCGCUGUGUUCACAGCUGUGUGCCAUGCCCCAGUGCUCUGGGUACCAGCAGGGACGCGGGUCACAGCGUGGCUGUGGUCAGGGCAGCAUUUCCAACGCACCGCCCAGCAUUGGUUUGUGGAAGUGACAGGGUGCUGUUUGUGGGCAGAUUUUGUUUUUCCCUCAGGAUAAAUAUUUCAUGAAACCACCACAUAACUGACAGUUGGACAUGAAGGCUAUGACGUGUGGUUUUCAGCGAGCUCUCACCAUUCCCCUCCGGUCAAUUAUCUCAGCGGAGCACAGAGCGGUUGAGCCCAUCCACAGCGAUUUGCUGUGCAACCGAGCUCCAGGACGCACAUAGGGACGAGAAAAGCUACAGAUGCCAGCGGGCAUCCCCUGCCAUGUCUGCCCAUGAGCCACCCAAGCGGAGACUGAGCCCCCAUGGCUCCCUGCCCAACAGCCCAUGCCAAGAAGCCAGAGCAGAUCUCCCAGCGCAGCGAUGCUGCCAGCUCCCGGCGCUGCCGGCAGCGGCGAGUUACACACGCAUUGCGCAACGCAGCGCGGUGCUCUCCAGGGCCGCAGUAGCUUUCCAGGACUGCGCGGCGCGGAUUGGCCCGCAGCACCCUGCUCUCCUCCCUCCCUGCCCUCCCUUCCUUCAGCACCCUAAACCUACAGAGAUUGGACAGCCGGGUGCCACAUGGCAGAUUGGAACCAGGAUAAAAGAUGAACAGCGUCUGCUGGGAGUUUGCAAAGAGGUGGCACCAAACUUUGCAGAACGGGGAGCGGGGACGGACAGGCAGACGGACAGCAGAGCUGCAGCCACCCAGGGACGCCCGAACAUUGAGUGGCAGCCGUAGAGCAGCCUGUCCCCUCUGCUCCCAGCCAUGUCCCUGGUAGGGAAGGAGAAGAGCCAUGUGCGCUUGGUCUUCUUGGGCGCCGCCGGCGUGGGCAAGACGGCCCUGAUCCGCCGCUUCCUGCUGGACACCUUCGAGCCCAAGCACCGGCGCACGGUGGAGGAGCUGCACAGCAAGGAGUACGAGGUGAGCGGGGCCACCGUGACUCUGGAGAUCCUGGACACCAGCGGCAGUUACUCCUUCCCAGCCAUGAGGAAGCUCUCCAUCCAGAACAGCGACGCCUUCGCUUUGGUCUACGCCGUCGACAACGCCGAAUCCUUUGAGAGUGUCAAGAGUCUGCGGGAGGAGAUCCUGGAGGUGAAGGAGGACAAAUUCCCUCCCAUCGUGGUGGUGGGCAACAAGGCGGAGAGCGGCGGUGAGCGGCAGGUGCCGGCAGAGGAUGCGCUGUCACUGGUGGAGCUGGACUGGAACAGCCGCUUCGUGGAGACGUCAGCCAAGGACAACGAAAACGUGCUGGAGGUCUUCAGGGAGCUGCUGCAGCAAGCCCGGCUGCCCGGGCGGCUCGGCCCUGCGCUCUGCAGGAGGAGGGAGACCUUCCCCAGCGAGAACGGGAUGCGGCCCCCCAUGAACAAAACCAACAGCUGCUCUGUGUGCUGAGCCCAGCAGGAUGCAGGUGGGCUGCCGGCCAGGACCCCACUCCUCCCCACCCUUCCCUCCUCACCCGGCACUGUGGGGUCAGCGGAGCGCGGGGAGGGAGGCGGAUGGGAUGGUGCCGCUUUGGUUUGGUUGGGAAGGCGUGGGGAGAGGGCAGGAUCCCAAAAAGGGGGGUGUCCACCUGGGAUGCAGCAUGCACUCAGGCUGUGCUUGCAAGAAGGGGACAGACAGUAGGACAGACAGCAGGCUGCAUGCAGCCAAAUGCAUCUCUAUGGGCACUGUGCCACCAGCACCCCUGGGUCCCCUCUGGGUUCUGUGCCCACCUCAUCCCAAUGCCCACACAUGCAGUGUCCUGGUGCAGCUGUGGUUAUGAUGAGUGUCCGAGGUAGUUGUGUUUGGAUAGGCACGUAGAGCAUGCGA